CGUCGCCGACGACGUGCAGGUACAGAGGGCGACAGUGACUGGUACCCAUGGCACGACAGGGAGACUUGCAUUUUGGAUAUCUUGCGUCACCUCCCUCGUUCCCUUUUCUCCGACAAACAAAUGGCCACUAUCAUCUGGGCCAUGGCCAUUCUACAAGUCGAUGAUCUCCCCUCCGUCAAGGUUGUCAAGGACACUGGAACAGCAAUUCACUCCCACUACGGUGUACCCACCACACGAUACCAAGGGCGCCUUGGACAUGUGUAUUACAUCAACGAAUUGGCGUCAUUGAUAGCCCAGGAAAUGUCAAACCCUCUCAUCCGCCCACACAUACACCAUUACCCCGAAGACUCCGGCCCUCGUCUCAGCGAGGCAUGGCAAGGGCAGCGAUGGCUUCGCGACAUCGACCCUGAACUCUGUACACCCAUGAUCCGGAUGGGCCGGCAGGAUUUCUAUGUUUUCGAACCCACCAAACUGGUCAACGGACAAGUGGUCCUCCCCGAGCGCUGGUAUACUCGCAAAGCACCUGAUGGGACUGACGGCUUCUAUGCACGCGUGUGGCCCACGACUGUCACCUCUCAUCCCACGGGUCAGGCAGGGUAUACAGUGCAUCAGUAUGCCGCCUACGAGAUACCCGCCAGCCAGCUUCUCACUUCAUUCCCUCUGUUCAAAGAAACAUAUGGACGCGAUGGGUUGCCGGAUCCCACGGUUAUUCUCGGUGAGCCUUCAAGUCCUUUUUGCUGUCCAAUCGCUCGCUACAAACUUAGUUGUUGCUCAGGGGUUAUUGAUGCCAAUAGGCGCUUCGGCCCAUGGACGCUAACAAACCCAAGCGAGGGUAAUGCAUGGAGAGCCCGGGCUAAAGGCCAUCGCGUCGUCAACUUCAUGAUGUGGUUAUACUGUGAUGAUACCUCGGGUAACGUUUCCAAGAAAUGGAACAAACAUAAUUCGUUUUUAUUCACGUCCGCUGGCUUACCUCGAUCCAUGGUGCACCAAGAAUCCAACAUCCACUUCCUGUGUACCUCAAAUGUUGCGCCGCCCCUUGAGAUGCUCGAUGGCAUUGUGGAUCAGCUUGAGAAUGCGCAGACCAACGGCAUAUGGGCGUGGGAUGUGAGCGCCCAGGAGAUGGUGCUCAUCAUUCCCGCAGUGUUGGCCCUUCUCGGCAAUAACCCCAUGCAGAGUGAACUCGCAUGCCACAUUGGUAUGAAGGGCAAGUAUUUCUGCAGAAACUGCUGGGUCAAAGGUCGCGACACAGCUGAUGAUCAUCGCGAGGGUGCCGCUCCGCAUCAAAAUCAACCGGGAUCGCCGAGUGGUAAUCAAUCCCCUCCCACCUCACGUGCUGCUACGCCUGGAUCCGAUGGCGAUGCAAGUGAUACACCAAAGCGUCGCACGCGGAAGGUGGUCAAAGAGACUCUUCAAGGGUUGGUGGACCGGGCGCAUCGAUUCCUUGGGAGCAACCCGCCUCGAACACGCUCUGACAGUGUCAGCAGGCUCCAUAGCAUGUUCAUGGAUGCCCAGGCCGGUGGGAUCAAAUCCCACUACUCCUCCGCCAAAACCAGGACAGGGCUCAAGGAUGGGUUUAUCGAGCAUUUUGUUGGGCGCGUGUUCUCGCUUCCUACCGGUCGUCAGCGUCAAGAAGCAGAUGCCCUCACACGAGGCCUCGAUGAAGACGCCAUUCUGCGCUCAUACAUGAGCCCAGUUUGGCGUGUGAAAGGGCUUGAUCCUCACCACGAUACGCCAAUCGAAAUCCUGCAUGUUGUACUGUUGGGGUUUGUCAAGUAUCUAUGGCGCGAUGCAGUUAAUCGUCUGAGCGAUCCUCAGAAGGAGCUCGUCAUCACACGGCUCAACUGCAUGGAUACUUCUGGGCUUGGAUGCCCUCGGUUAGCUGGGACAACAUUAGUGAAGUACGCGGGAUCGUUGACUGGUCGCGACUUUCGGAUCAUCGCUCAAGUUGCGCCUUUCGUGCUUCUACAAUUGGUGCCUCACCGAUGCUAUGACGCCUUCGUGGCACUCUCGAUGCUUGUGCCACUCAUUUGGCAGCCGGUUAUCGAAAAUGUCGACACGUAUUUUCCUCAGCUACAGGCAGCGGUUGACUAUUUCCUGCUCUGUACGGCUCGUUGGACACCCAGAUGGUUCAACAAGCCCAAGUUUCACUUAAUUCGCCACCUCCUUGAUCACAUUCGACGUUUUGGGCCUGCCAUUCUUUUCGCCACUGAGGGCUUCGAAUCUUUCAAUGCCAUCAUUCGUGAUUUCAGUGUCCACACAAACAGACUGGCCCCAUCACGAGACAUUGGUGAAGGUUUCUCGCGCUGCAGUCUUAUCCGACAUGUGCUUGCAGGUGGCCUUUUCAUGGAACACCCCCCGAAGGACGCCGAAUCCAAUGAACGCCCACGCCCCUUUGAUGAUAACCCCAACGCUUGGCAUCAUGCAGGGCGCCGGGUUCUUGCACUGACAUCCUCAGCCUCAGCUGGGCCAGUUAAGAACGCCAUCAUAGACGCGUUUCAUCUGUGGGCAGUCGAUAAGACCCCUAUACCAGGUGCGUAA
Molecule: messenger RNA, 2538 nt
Organism: Coniophora puteana RWD-64-598 SS2
Lineage: Eukaryota; Fungi; Basidiomycota; Agaricomycetes; Boletales; Coniophoraceae
Exons: 7
Source: RefSeq, a predicted model, not a curated record